AUGUCGAGGUGGCUGCCAGUGGUGUUUAUUAUUUCUCUGAUCAUUCUUUGCAAAUUCAUUGUGCUGGAGCUGUAUUUCUAUCAACAACAAGAGCAUCAACAACAGAGAUUGUCACAGAUAGAUCAAACCAAAACAAAUAAUCAUCAACUUGCAGUUACAUCACGAAUCACCAAUAGCAAUAUUAAAUUAAGGAGCGUCGCAAAGGUUGAAAGCUUCGAACAAAAUACUAUUUAUGGACUCUCAUCAAAGAAUUAUUUCUCCUUUCCUUUCACCUAUGGUUUUUGGAAGUUUGAAUUUCAAACAAGUGUGCCAGGAUACAUUAUUUCUUAUCUUCCUACAAGCAACCUUCCUCUAUUUAACACUACUAAAAAUCAGGCAAUGCUUUCAGUGAUUGAUGUUGGAACGACCGAUUACACAAAAUCAGACUACAUGUUUGGGCUCUAUGAUACAGCCUAUUCUUUUGUGUUAUUUAAUCCUUUAGAUAGGCCAGUGGAAUUCACGAAACUCUCUAUUCUGCAACUUUACCGACUCAUGACUUACAAUCAGCCAAAAGCCUACUCCACUCCUUCCUUGUUAACAGAUUACUACUUUUGCCCGAAUUGUCUUUCUUCAGAUUCAACGAUAGACUUUAAUACAGAUUCUUUCGGGUUAGUGAUCAGUGCACAACCCUCAGCCAGCGGAUCCCUUCAGUAUCUUGAUGCAUUCAUUGGAGUCAAUAAGAAAGCAACACCAAAUGGAAACUAUGAUUUACAACGUAGAGUGACAUUCAAGCCUGAAUCCAGCACAUCAACCAUUCCUCUCGAUAAUGCUAAUUAUCCUCUUGCAUCCAUCUAUGUUGCAGUUGUGAUGAGCGGUUGCACUGGAGUUUGCUCGUAUUCCAUGCAAAUUGUAAGAACAUCAAGAAAAAGUACUUUUGACACAACUGGACUUGCUGUUGGAAUGGUGUGUAUCGGUGUAUGCUUAAUUGGAACAUGUAUUGGCGUCUUGAUGAUGUUAAUUCUUUAUGCAUGCUACAUUACCAAAGAUUCACUCCCAAAGAAAGAACGUUCAAAACCUAUAGCUGCUCCAUCUGUUAAAGAAACAACAAAAUACUCACCAGUAGUGGUUGAAAGCGAUGCUGCUGGAGCCUUGACCAGUAACACUGCGAUUUCGUUCCAGACAGCCAGUGAAGAAGGAGAUUUGCAGCAACAAAACCAUGGUAUGGAGUCUCAGCCAAUGAAUAACCAUAAUUUGAAAUCGAAUAAUAGUCCUCAUAUUGAGGAUAAGAUCAUUUCACUCAAAUCGAGCUUUUUACAAAAGUCACUUAGGUCUUCCUCCAGAUUGUCCUCUGUGAAAUCUUCGCCUAAACUCAAGCCAAAUCCAACAUAUCUUACACCAGGUGACACAACCAUCGAUGGUAUGAGAUUAUCAGUUGCUUCAAAUUCUGAUAUGCUCUAUCUGGAACGAAUUAGAUGUGACAGUGAAGUGGGACUGGAGUAUAGUGCCCCAAGCAACAUUGAGACCUACAAGUCAGAUUACAACUUGGGCACAAGAGGAUCGACUGACGACACUAACGACAGUCAUAAUGAUGCAACCAGUGGGAGAGUCUAUAAUGAAAAUAGAUUGAAAGAUAGAUAUCAUGUUGAAAAAUUACUUGGUCGUGGAUCCUUUGCGACCGUGUAUCUUGCAUUAGACGAAAAAACGAACCUUCAUGUUGCUGUAAAAUCUAUCCACAUUGACGAUUACAGAGACGAGAAUCUUGUAGGGUCUGUCAGAGAAGAAGGUUUAAGGUUGACUGAAUGCAUGCACCCUCAUAUUAUUACCAUCACGGAUGUGUUCCCUUGCACAAUUCUUCAGUCGGUUUGCUUUGUCAUGCAUUAUUACAAAUUUGGUGACCUAAAAACCUUCAUUGAGAGAAAUCCUGAUUUUGUGUUCACUAAAAGAAUCAUGGUGAGCAUUAUCCAACAAUUAUCGGAUGCUUUAUUUUACUUACAUGAAGUGAAAUCCAUCAUUCACAACGACCUUAAACCAAGCAAUAUUUUCCUCGAUGAAAUUGAUCGAAACAGAGAGUGGGUGCAUGUGGCUAUUGGUGAUUUUGGUGAAUCGACCAAAUAUUCUCCUACUUCUUUGCUUCAUUGGAAAACUCAAUCGAAUGUGCCAACGAUGAAAGGCACCUUGGUGUAUUUGGCUCCAGAGAUUAUUUGUGGAAAGGGAGAUCUUUCUCAUGCUAGUGAUAUAUGGUCGUUGGGAUGUACAAUUUAUCAGAUUAUUACGGGAGACUUUACAACACAACUAUCCUCAUGGUUCAUUAAGGACGGUGCGCCAAACGUUUUACUCGAACAAUUCGCUCAUGAAAGGAUCAAAAACAACAUGAAACAGGUAAAGCCUCAAUAUGAUGAUUUCCUGUUUGAUUUGUUGUUACAAAUGCUUAAAUGUCAACCCAAUGAAAGAUCUAGAGCUUUUGAUAUUCGACAUUGGUGUCAAGACAUGUAG
This is a messenger RNA of Naegleria fowleri, 2472 nucleotides long. RefSeq lists its product as uncharacterized. Gene Ontology annotation, biological process: protein phosphorylation. Gene Ontology annotation, molecular function: ATP binding; protein serine/threonine kinase activity. The transcript has 3 exons. Lineage: Eukaryota; Heterolobosea; Eutetramitea; Acrasida; Naegleriidae. The coding region runs from base 1 to 2472 and encodes 823 amino acids. The record is from RefSeq and is a predicted model, not a curated record. Gene Ontology annotation, cellular component: cytoplasm.